AUGUCAACACAAAAUCUUCUUUUACUACCUGUGGAAAUUGUUCAUUUAAUCUUUGAUAAUCUCGAUGUACAAGAUAUUAUUUAUUCAAUACGUCGUGUUUCCAAGCAUUUCUAUCAUAUUACAAAUUCAUAUAAUCGUUAUCAAUUAAACAUGUGUUCACUGAAAGCAUCGACUAUCAAACUUCUUUCUCAUCGAAUCUGUCCGGAACAAAUCAUUUCGUUGAUUGUAAAUAAAUAUUACGAUUUAAAUCAAAUCGAUUUACCUCGAUCAAUAUCAGGUACUCGUGGAUCGAUCUAUGAUAUGUCUAAAUUUAUCAAUCUGCAAUCAUUAACUCUUAUCAAUGUCAAUGAAAACGAUACACAGAAAUUUUUCGAACAUAUUUCUCUUUGUCAACAUAUAGUCAGAUUAACUAUCGAAGGAUUUAUUGUAACAGAUCAUACAAUAUUUCGUUUGAAGAACUUAUUUAACACAAAUCAAUCGAUCAAAUCACUUAUUCUUCGUCAAGUGAAAUUAUCGAACGGUGAACGAAAACAUCUAAAGAAUCUUUUCGGAGUCGGUCAGGUAUUAAAAUCACUUAGUUUUGUUCCCGAACCGAUUGAAGAUAUUGGAUCAAUCUUCCUGUCAAACGCUUUACAAGACAAACAAGUAACACUCACAACACUAAAUCUACAAAUGAAUUCGAUCAGAAAUACCGGAACGAAAUAUUUAUCAGACGCACUAAAAAUCAACAAAACAAUCCGAGUACUAAAUCUGCAAAAGAAUGGGAUAGAAAACGAAGGAGUAUUUUAUUUAGCUGAUGCCUUACAAAACAAUCAGACACUUGUUGUAUUAGACCUCAGAUACAACUUAAUAGAAGAUUCAGCAAUUGAUUAUCUUUCAUAUACUUUAGCCGACAGUACUAAAUUACGACGAUUGGAACUUGAUGGAAAUUUGAAUCGAAAAAGACUCCAUAUCGGACAUCUCAUUAGUAUAAAAUACGAUCCGCUACUCGCUACAUUAGAUCUCAGCAGAUGUGAAAUCGAUGAUGAUAAAAUUCAACAAGUCGCUCUUUUCUUGCGGACUAAUCUCACAUUAAAAUGUCUCGAUCUGAGCCACAAUUUAAUAACAAACUUCGGCGCACAUCGAUUAGGUGAAGCCUUGAGCAAUAAUAAAACUUUGGUUAAACUCAAUCUGAAGCGAAAUAUCGGGCGAGAUUGUGUUGCUGUUGCAGUUGCAAUUAGUAUCAGAAAUAGUCAGGAAUCUAAUCUAAACCUUAGCGGUGAAGAAAUUACAAAUAGUGGAAUGAAGUAUAUCGCCAACGAAUUUUUUAAUAAUCAAACACUGAAACAUUUGGAUUUAAGUUACAAUGAAAUUGGUGAUCGAGGAAUUCUAUAUUUAGCUUUGGUUCUGAGAAACAAUCGAACAUUGAUGAAAUUGAAUCUAUUUGGAAAUUGCAUUGGAGAUAAAGGCAUUGAAUAUUUAAUUGAAAAUUUGCAAUUUAAUACUACACUCUUGAUAUUAAAUAUCGGUGGAAAUCCAAUUGAAAAUAUGUCUUAUCGAUUCGCACUUCUCACCGCACCGGAAUACGGUUGGAAUCGUACCGGAACGGUCGGUGAAGAAUACUUCCGUCGCGCAUUUCAAAACAAUUCAACUAAUGAAAUUAUCAAAUUCGAUCAUAGUCAUCUCAACGAUAAUGAUAUUUACCAUCUUUCUAUAUUGUUACAAAGUACAAAUGUCAAAAUACUGGAUUUGAGUUUUAAUGAAAUUACUGAUCAAAGUGUGAAAUAUCUUGUCGAUAUUUUACGGAAUAACCGAAAAUUAAUCACGUUGGAUUUACGAUACAAUCAGAUCGGAGAACAAGGAGCAGAAUAUUUGUACGGAGUAUUUCGAGAACAUCCGUUGAACAAAUUGCAACUCGAUGGAAAUCAAAAUGAUUUUGUUACGUUGGUUAGAAUUGCCAUUUCAUUACGAAAUGAUCGAGUGCAAAACGCUCUGUUAAUAUCGAACAUCAAUUUAUCCAUCAGCAAAAGAUCCGAAAUGAUUUUCAAGGAGAUACAAAACAAACUGACACUCGUUCGAAUUGAUUUCAAUGGAAAUUAUCUCGGCGACCGAGGAAUUCAAUAUUUGACGAAUGCUCUGCAAAAUCAUCAGAAAUUAAACCAUUUAUCUUUGAACAACAAUGAAAUUGGUGUUCAAGGAAUCCGAUAUUUAACAGAUAUGAUUCAAUAUCAACGAUUGACAAGUUUAGAACUUGUUGGAAAUUAUUUUGGAGAUGAAGGAAUGAGAUAUUUAUCAAAAGUUUUAUAUAAACACACAACACUCAUACAUGUUAAUCUUCGAGAUAAUCAAAUAACAGACCAAGGAAUCAAAUAUUUAGCUGAGGUUUUAUCGACGAAUCAAGUCUUGAAAAUGGUUGACCUUUGUUCGAAUGAUAUAGGAAACGAUGGAAUGAUCUGUUUAAUCGAUGUUUUGAAUGCGAGACAGUCUCCACCGAUAAUCUAUGUUGAAUUAAAGAAAUUUUCUUCUGAAAUUCGAAGUGCUUCCAAGGAACUACAAGACAAUAAAAUUCUAAUCAUCAAAUACACAGUUAACAUUGAAUCUCGUCAACCUCUAUCAGUUUCGAUCUAA
Messenger RNA from Adineta ricciae, 2607 nucleotides. Lineage: Eukaryota; Metazoa; Rotifera; Eurotatoria; Adinetida; Adinetidae. The record is from the annotation of a GenBank genome assembly.